Triticum turgidum subsp. durum (durum wheat) is the source of this 2130-nucleotide messenger RNA. Lineage: Eukaryota; Viridiplantae; Streptophyta; Magnoliopsida; Poales; Poaceae. The record is from the annotation of a GenBank genome assembly.
AUGGACGUGGAGACGGGGGCCAUGGGCAGCCUCAUCCUGAAGCUCGGCGAACUCCUCAAGGAGGAGUACAAGCUGCAGGCCGGAGUCAAGGAAGACGUCCAGUGCCUCAAGAGAGAGCUGACCAGCGUGUACGCCGCCCUCCGCAAUGUCAGCGGCGUGCCGUGGGACCAGGCCGACUUGCACGUCAAGAUCUGGGCCGGCAAGGCCAGGGACAUGUCAUACGAAAUUGAGGACAUGGUCGACAGGUUCCUGGUGCGUGUUGAGGGCCUUGAGCCCGAUGUGGGCAACCUCCAAUGUCUCAUGAAAAAGAUGGGCGAUUGGCUCACCAAGGGCAAGAUUCAACACAAGAUGGCCAGCGAGACAGAAGACAUCAAGGCCAACGAGGUUGGCGCUUAUUCAACUGGCGCAACCAUGGUUGACCCUCGCCCGCUGGAUCGGAAAGAGCUCGUUGGCAUUGAUGAUUCACUGAAUGAGGUAACCAAUAUAUUGUCAGAUGGGGAUGGUGAUGUGUCCAAGCAACUCAAGAUGCUCUCUAUUGUCGGCUUUGGAGGUGUUGGCAAGACAACUCUUGCCAAAGCAGUGUAUGAUAAGCUCCAAGCGCAGUUCGAUUGUAGUGCUUUUGUCCCCGUAGGACAGAGCCCGGACGUGAAGAAACUUCUUAACGACAUUAUCUUUGGAAUUAACAAGCGAAUGUACCCAGGGUUGGACGAACGGCAGCUGAUCGACCAACUUCGAGGAUUACUCAAGAACAAGAGGUAUUUCAUUGUUGUUGAUGAUAUAUGGAGUGUACGUACAUUGGAGAUGCUCAAAUGUGCUUUUGUGGAUAAUAAUUGCGGAAGCAGGAUAAUCACAACUACUCGUUUUCUCCAAGUCGCCGGAGAGACUGGUGAGGUAUACAGUCUAAAACCACUUUCCCGGGAGUUAUCUGUGGAGUUAUUCAAUACAAGAUUGUUUGAUGGUAAAAGGAAAUGCUCUUAUGAUCGGCCAACAGAGGCAUACGAUAAAAUUUUACAUAAAUGUGGUGGUGUACCAUUGAUUAUAAUCACAAUGGCUGGCCUGCUUGUUGGCAAACCAGUGGAGUCUUGGUCUAAGGUGUACAACGGGGUUGGUAUUAAUGAUGAAAACAGUCUACAAACCGCAAGAAGGAUGCUUUCUCUCGUCUACCUUGAUCUUCCUUGUCAUCUAAGGACUUGUUUAUUGUAUCUGAGCAUAUAUCCAGAGGAUCGUAUGAUUGAGAAAGAUAGUCUGAUAUGGAAGUGGGUUGCUGAGGGUUUUGUCCAUAAGGAAGCGGAAGUAGGAUUAUAUGAGACUGGUGAGAGAUACUUCAACGAGUUGAUAAGUAAAAACAUGAUACAACCGGUAGAGAGAUCCCAGCAUGAUGGCAUCAUAAUUGGUUGUCGUGUCCAUGAUAUGGUGCUUGAUAUGAUCAAUGUUAUAGCAAAGGAGGAAAAUUUUGUCACCAUAUUAAAUGGAUACGAGUACAACAAUUCUUCAUAUAUCUGUGCUCGGAGGUUAGCUGUUGGACAGAGACAGGACGCUUUGGUUAGCACGAGUAUGCACCAAGUAAGGUCAUUUCAUACCAUGUGCUUGGAUGAAUUCCUUCCGUCGCUUUCCUGCUUCCAAGUUUUGCGUGUCCUAGCUCUUGAAGGUGAUAUUUUAUCCGAGCAAAACAGUAGUUGUCUUGAGCAUCUUGGAAAGUUAGUUCACCUGAGGUAUCUUGGACUAGGGAAGAUGGUGGAUGUGUUUGAGUUACCAAAGGAAAUUGGGGACCUAAAGUUCUUACAGAUAUUGGACUUGGGUUGUGAUACACUUGAAGAACUGCCGCAGAGUGUUUGCCAGUUAAGUCAGCUCAAGUGCCUGCGCUUUGACGGUACGAGGGCAAGAGUGCCAGAUUGGAUAGGGAACCUGACAUCUCUGCAAGAGCUAUUGUUAGGCUCCGUCAAUAGGCCUUCAAACUUUGUGAGUGAGGUGGGCAAGCUGACAGAGUUGAGGAAGCUCCGCAUCAGUGGAUGUUUAUGGUUGAACAGUGUGAGCUCGGUAAAAGCUUGGGCGGGAUCUCUAGUAAAACUGCAGAAGAUUAAAGUCUUGGACGUUCAACGGAUUUAUUUUGAUAUCCUAAGUAGUUGUUAG